AUGACAAUUAUUUGGACUAUGGAGGAGACUGCCAUCGCUACCAUUCUCGAUAUGCGGGGAGUUGGGCAUGCAACAAUUGCCAAGUACCUCACAAGCAAGAUGGCCGAAGUGCGAGGAAUCCAGGAAGGCACAAUCCCCGGAGUAUCAGUCGCUGCACUUCAGCUUGAGAGAACCACGGAUGCAGUUACAAGUAAACUGGCACGAAUUCGCAAGAAAAAACCAGAGCUCUGGCUAGGACAGGAAAAGGGAUGGAACGAAAAGGCGGUUUACGAAUUCUUAUCAUCCCAUGUUGAGGGUGAUUUCAUUGCACACCUUAUGACCACAGGCUGGAAAGCAAUCGUCGAUACCUUACAUAUUGGCCAACCUAUGGAGAGAUUCAUUGAGCAUUGA
Aspergillus tanneri is the source of this 390-nucleotide messenger RNA. RefSeq lists its product as uncharacterized. The transcript is spliced from 2 exons. The coding region runs from base 1 to 390 and encodes 129 amino acids. The record is from RefSeq and is a predicted model, not a curated record. NCBI's taxonomy places the organism in Eukaryota, Fungi, Ascomycota, Eurotiomycetes, Eurotiales, Aspergillaceae.